GUCACAAUAAAUUCACCCAUAAAUCUGUAAAUUAAGAAAAUAAUAUUUAAAAAUAUCGAUUUUUUGCACCAGAAUUGUCCCUUAACCUUGACAAAGGUUUUUAAGUAGCUGUUAACAUAGGAGUCAGCAAGUGAUAGCGAAUGAAGAUAAGAGCGACGUAUGUGAUCCCGGUAUAAAACCUGUCUUCGUGUGAUACAUUUAUUGCGACAUAGUACACCAGGAGAUUAGGGCUGAUUGUCAAACGUUUACUAGUCUGUCAGCUGCUGCUGGAGAUACAAGGUCUUCUGACAUGAGCUCAUUCCAGGUUGUGGAAGAAUACCCCAAUAACACUGUUGUUUACCCUAAAGGUCUGCCAAAUGACAGAGGGUCGCGUAGUGUGUCCUGUGGAGUACUAAUUGUAGUUGUACUGGUAGCAAUAGCAGGCUGGCGGACCAUCUGUUACUCAAUACUGUGUGUAUUUGCACCAAAUUCCAACUUAACAGUACGUUUAUCCGCUUCAGAAAUCAUUCUGUGCUCACCAUUACAAUUGUUAUUAUUCUGUUUCUUUGGAUUGGUAACUACACAACUUUUGCUGAUAAGAUUCAGUCUUCUUUGGGAAGAAAGGCACCAUAUCCAUGGAAGAUAUGGUGGCAGCAAGAUACGUUUGUUCAGAAAUGUUUGGAACAUGAACAUGAAAACAAUGUCAGCUUUCAUCAUUGGUGUUGUUUAUACCAUAAUUUAUUGUAUGCAGUAUGGAAACCCUGUCUUGUUAAUUCAAGACGUUGGCCCUCACUCAACUUUUUUCAUUUUCAUUGCUGCAUAUGUAAUUUGCAAUCUAAUUAAAGUGGAAGAAAGCAAAUUGCAGAAUUCAAUAAUGCUUGAACGGAUGAAUGGAAUGGAUUAUGGCAGUGGCAUGGCCUAUAAUUUUUUUUAUGGCUAUUUGGAUAUUGUCCUCCCAAACAGGGGAGGAAGUGAAAAAGGUAUGAUUGAGAAGAUUGAAGAUUAUAUUGACCAACAGGGACUAAAUGAUUCUAGUUUCCCAGUAAAGAAACUUUUCAUAAUUAUACCAUCAUCUGCCUACACUCCAAGUAAACUGAGUGACAUCGCAGAUGGCUGGAUGGAGCCUGCUGGGAGCCUGGAAUCAAAUAUUUUGAAUAGAGCAGGUGUACAACAACGUGUGUAUAAAAACUCUGUAUACAGGAUAAAAAAUCCUAAUACAAAUGAUGAACCUGUAUACGUAGCUGCAGAAGGUGCAACUCCUUUGAAAAGCCUCCACGAUGCUAUUUCUCGAAGUGGAGAAAAUCAAGUAUUUUACAGAGAACACUUACAGGAGCUGAUGUCACUUUUCUACAAAACGUUACGUAAAAUUAUAAAAGCGGACCGUGAUUGUCGCGAUUUGUGUGAGAUUGUAUAUUACAUUGAUCUUGAUGAACAUGGAAACAGAUGUGUGAACAUCGCAGAACUUUUACUAUAUCGCAUAGAACAACUGAAAAAUAUACAGAGGCUCUGAAUGUUUUUUUUUUAAUUAAGAAUGUGUGCCAAUUGUUAUUCCAUCGAGCAUAUUAUUGACAUACUUUUUAGAGUGACAGUUUUUAUUUUAUUUUUAUCUAACAGACACAAUUUUUGGUCCUUACAUGAAGAAUUUUAAAUAUUUUUGGACUGAAAGUGCCUUUGUAAUUUUAUAUUUUUAAAAUUUGUUUACAAGAACUGACUUCAUGUAUUAUAACAUAAUAAUUGUGAAUUAUAUCCUAAAGAGACUACGUCAGUAAAAGCAACAGGAAAAUUUAAAACAAUUUUUUAUCCAACAUGGCAUUAUUAAGAAGAAAUAAAACAGCUUAUUGACUAUAUUGGUAAAAAAAAAAAAAAAAAAAAAACCGUUGUGCAAUCAAAUCAAAACUAGUUGUUUACUGUAAUCAUUCAUAGUAAUAUCUGAUGAUGUACUUAAAAAUACUUUUAAAAUUUUUUUUACACUGUAUCUCCAAGAGAAAUAUGUGAUUGUACCAUAAAAUGAAAUGAGAGACAAGAAUGUUACAAAAUGGGUGACGAGAGGCUACACUGCAUGUAAAUAUCAUCAAAGCAUCAUUCUGUAAUAUUUAUUGUGACACUGUGGUGCAAAAUAUUUUUAUAAAAAUAAACAAUAUAUGUUUUCUGAAA
Schistocerca serialis cubense is the source of this 2133-nucleotide messenger RNA. It is a transcript of the gene Sting, whose product is annotated as stimulator of interferon genes protein homolog. Gene Ontology annotation, molecular function: 2',3'-cyclic GMP-AMP binding; cyclic-di-GMP binding. The record is from RefSeq and is a predicted model, not a curated record. Bases 290 to 1489 code for a protein of 399 amino acids. Gene Ontology annotation, biological process: activation of innate immune response; autophagosome assembly; reticulophagy. Gene Ontology annotation, cellular component: autophagosome; endoplasmic reticulum membrane. Lineage: Eukaryota; Metazoa; Arthropoda; Insecta; Orthoptera; Acrididae. The transcript is spliced from 12 exons.